Molecule: messenger RNA, 1158 nt
Organism: Gigantopelta aegis
Lineage: Eukaryota; Metazoa; Mollusca; Gastropoda; Neomphalida; Peltospiridae
Exons: 2
Coding region: 1-1158 (385 amino acids)
Biological process (GO): DNA integration
Molecular function (GO): nucleic acid binding
Source: RefSeq, a predicted model, not a curated record
AUGACAGAACUGUUGUCAGGAAUUGAAGGUGUGGUUUGUUAUUUUGAUGAUAUCCUGCUGCACACCCCUUCUACUGAAGAACACAAAAGACUGGUAGCUAGAGUUCAUGAAAGGCUGAAAGAAGUAGGCCUCCAGUUAAAUAACAAAACGUGUGAAUACUUCAAGAAAGAAAUCCAGUUUCUCGGCUAUAUUGUCAGCGAGAACGGUGUUCGGCCUGACCUUGUUAAGGUCGAAGCAAUCCAGAAGAUGGCAACGCCUUCAAAUGUGACAGAAUUACGUCGUUUUCUAGGAAUGAUCAAUUUCCUAGGUCGAUACCUCCCCAACCUCUCGACUAUCAUUCGUCCCAUUUCUGAAUUGUUGGAGAAGGAGAAGACUUGGGUUUGGGGAGAACCACAAAAGACUGCUUUUGAAAAGUUUAAGAACUUAAUCGGAACAGAGACAGAAAACGAUGUCAAUCUAAAAUCUGCUGUUCACUACACUAUCUCCGGUUGGCCAAAGUACAAAGAUGAUGUACCGCUAGCAGCCAGAGACAUGUUUGCUGUACGUGGAGAACUCUGUGUUGUAGAGGGAAUACUAGUGAAGGGGAAUAGAAUUGUUAUUCCAUUUUCCAUGGGAGGGAAAAUCCUAGAUCGUAUUCACGAUGGUCAUCUUGGUAUUACCAAAUGUCGUGAGCGUGCUAAUCAGUGUGUGUGGUGGCCACAGAUCAGCAAGCAGAUCCAAGAGAUGGUGGCAGCAUGCAGAUUCUGUUUAGAGAAACAACCAUCACACUCGACUGAACCACUUCUAACGACAACCUUACCAGACCGUCCUUUUCAGAUGAUAGGUGUAGACAUUUGUGAGUUUAAAGGAAACCAGAACCUUAUCACUGUUGACUACUACUCGCGAUACAUCGAUAUUGCGUUUCUUUCUCAAAUUACAUUAUUUGCGGUGAUCUGCAAGAUGAAAAUGUUUUUUGCUCAUCACGGAAUCUCAGAAACUGUAGUUUCAGACAAUGGCAGACAAUUUGUGAGUGCAGAAUUCAGGAAAUUUGCAACAGAUUGGAAUUUCAAACACGUCACAACUAGUUCGUACUACCCGCAAGCAAACGGGACGCGGAGAGAGCUGUACGAACUGCCAAAGAGAUUCUUAAACAGGAAGACAUGUUCCUCGCUUUGUUAA